AUGGUGAACUUGCUGGCAGGAGAGAUGGUCCCUGGGCCGGAUUCAGAACCGCCUACUCGUUGCCAGGAGGGAUCGCGGACUCCAUCGGUGCCGCAAGGGUCUGGCUACGGGCUCAACCUGCCCAUGGGUGCUGCGCUGACGGCCAAAGGACAAGACGAGCUCAUCGAGGAGGGAAACAGCACCCUCAAGGACAUCCAGGCAAACCCAGACACGUGGCCUUUCGCCAGGCGUUCGAGGGAUGUGAGCCCGCUCUGCUGCUUCCGUGAGGCCCCCGCGGCGUCCAUCGGCCCCUCUUCCCGCCUCUCCUGUAGAGGGGUGCAGCUGCACGGGCGCAGUGAGGAGAGCGACCAGCAAGAAUCCCUGCACAAACUCCUGACUUCCGGAGGACUGAGCGAGGAUUUCAGCACCCCUUAUCCUCCCCUCAGAGCUAACGUUAUUGAAGCUAUUAACGAGCUGCUAAUAGAGCUAGAGGGCACCACCGAUAACAUUGCUAUGCAGGCGCUGGAGCACAUCCACUCCAAUGAGGUGAUCAUGACCGUUGGCUACUCGCGCACCGUUGAGGCCUUCCUGAAGGAAGCUGCCCGCAAGCGCAAGUUCCAGGUCAUCGUGGCGGAGUGUGCGCCGUUCUGCCAGGGUCAUGAAAUGGCUGUCCGACUGUCUAAAGAGAACAUUGAAACUACUGUCAUGAGUGAUGCAGCCAUUUUUGCUGUCAUGUCUCGGGUCAACAAGGUCAUCAUUGGUACAAAGACAAUCCUGGCCAACGGUGCCCUGAUUGCUGUGAGUGGGACUCACACUCUGGCACUGGCAGCUAAACACCACUCCACUCCGCUCAUCGUCUGUGCCCCCAUGUUCAAGCUUUCACCACAGUUCCCUAAUGAAGAAGAUUCAUUCCACAAGUUUGUGUCACCACAGGAAGUGCUGCCAUUCACAGAAGGGGAGAUCCUGGCAAAGAUCAAUGUUCAUUGCCCAGUGUUUGACUAUGUCCCUCCAGAGCUCAUUACUCUCUUCAUUUCUAACAUUGGGGGUAAUGCACCUUCCUACAUCUACCGCCUCAUGAGCGAGCUCUACCAUCCGGAUGACUAUGAACUCUAAUGCCAUGAAGCACGCCACUCUCCAGACUUUUCGUAUCUUUCUCUUCAGAAAGAUACAACAGCUAAUUAAAGUGUACAUUGCAAAAAUGUCGUUGCUGUGGGGAAUUUGCUCAGCAAUAUCUUUCCUGCCCAAAAGCCACAGAAGGCACAGCUCUUGUACAGGUAUUGAUGUCUGUGCUGUGUUAGAAGCCACAUGGAGCUGCUAACCCACUUUGAUUUUGAAACAGCAAGGCAUGCAUGUAACUCUCUGGGGCAGUUAAGCUGUUACUGGAAAG
Opisthocomus hoazin is the source of this 1366-nucleotide messenger RNA. NCBI's taxonomy places the organism in Eukaryota, Metazoa, Chordata, Aves, Opisthocomiformes, Opisthocomidae. The record is from RefSeq and is a predicted model, not a curated record.